This is a messenger RNA of Myiozetetes cayanensis, 790 nucleotides long. RefSeq names its product nucleolar pre-rRNA processing protein NIP7 (gene NIP7). The record is from RefSeq and is a predicted model, not a curated record. Gene Ontology annotation, biological process: ribosomal large subunit biogenesis; ribosome assembly. Lineage: Eukaryota; Metazoa; Chordata; Aves; Passeriformes; Tyrannidae. The coding region runs from base 42 to 584 and encodes 180 amino acids. Gene Ontology annotation, cellular component: nucleus; preribosome, large subunit precursor; nucleolus. Gene Ontology annotation, molecular function: RNA binding. The transcript has 5 exons.
GGCCCUUCCGGCCCCGCCGCCCCGCGUGCGCCCGGCGGGAGAUGCGGCCGCUCACGGAGGCGGAGACGCGGGCGGUGUUCGAGAAGCUCGGGAAAUACAUCGGUGAGAACAUCCAGCUGCUGGUGGACCGGCCCGAUGGUACCUACUGCUUCCGCCUGCACCGGGACCGCGUGUACUACCUCAGUGAGAAGUUGCUGAAGCUGGCGGCCAGUGUCCCCCGAGACAGCCUGGUAGCCCCGGGCACCUGCUUCGGGAAGUUCACCAAGUCCCAGAAGUUCCGGCUCAGCGUCACGGCCCUGGACUUCCUCGCGCCCUACGCCAAGUACAAGGUGUGGGUGAAGCCUGGCUCAGAGCAGUCCUUCCUCUAUGGCAACCACGUGCUGAAGUCGGGGCUGGGCCGCAUCACGGAGAACACGGCGCAGUACCAGGGUGUGGUGGUGUAUUCCAUGGCUGACGUCCCGCUGGGUUUUGGGGUGGCUGCCAAGUCCACACAGGAGUGCCGGAAGGUGGAUCCCUUGGCCAUUGUGGUGUUCCACCAAGCCGACGUCGGAGAGUAUGUGCGGAACGAGGACACACUGACCUAAGGGAUUCCACGGACCUGAAGAGACCCUGAGCAGAAUGGACCUUGCCCUGGACCAUGGGUCUGGGGAGCCACAGGGAGCCCAUCCCAAGUGGGAGGGAGAGGGGCUGCCAGUAUGCAGCCCCACAGCCCUGGGGGAGCUGCUGCCAGCAUGGGGGAAGGUGCCCCUGCACCAGCCUUGUCACAUAAAGCCUGUUCCUUUUCCCAGUG